Labrus bergylta (ballan wrasse) is the source of this 3981-nucleotide messenger RNA. RefSeq names its product potassium voltage-gated channel, shaker-related subfamily, member 10a (gene kcna10a). Gene Ontology annotation, molecular function: protein binding; delayed rectifier potassium channel activity. The record is from RefSeq and is a predicted model, not a curated record. Gene Ontology annotation, cellular component: membrane; voltage-gated potassium channel complex. Gene Ontology annotation, biological process: protein homooligomerization; potassium ion transmembrane transport. Lineage: Eukaryota; Metazoa; Chordata; Actinopteri; Labriformes; Labridae.
UUGGUUGGAGGACUAAGAAAAACAGGGAUUUUGCAAGCGGGGAAUUGGCCAAAUUAAACGUAAUCAUGCUGUUGUUAUAUCACUCUCACAUCUGGCCUCAGGGUGAUUGGCGGGGGCACCUCCGCCAUGCCUGCUGUCGGUGCGGUCAACCAGGGGGUGACAGGACGCGCGAGGUGGCCUGCCGAUCCAGUGCGCACUAACCAUGCCUCCGGCACGGCCCGGAGCACCGAACUUUCACCAAGAAAGAAAGAAAGGAGUGAGCAGGAUCGACGCUGUGUUUCAGGUGUUGGAGGGAAUAAAGGAAAAAAGGAGGCUUUCUCUGUCCCGGCCACUGUAACAUCUGCUGUUGUUCUUCUCUGCUGAUUCUGGUGACUGAGCUGCCCAUCAGUCUAAGCAACUGUCCAUCAAACUAACUGUGUGUUAGUGAUUGUUUUAUCCUGGGGUUCCAGGCUUUGCACUGGCUGAGCCGCAGCCAUGGAGGUGGCCCUGGUAGACUUUGAGAGCCUGGGUGAUCUUGACGGCAGCCUCGAGGAUGAGGUAGACACCUAUGCUGAUGAGACCACCGCUCUCACAGUGGACUUUCCUCAGGGGCUAAACAGCCCCGGCAGCAACUACCUCCUUCGAGUCCCUCAGCUUUCUUCUCCACCCUCCCACCACAGCCCAGUUCCCUCCCAUAUGUGGGAAUCCACCUCAUCUUCGCCCAUUCCACAGACGCAGACACUAAGAGUACUGAAGUCUCCAACCAUGCCAACUCCAAACAGACAGGGGCGUAGUAGCUGUGCCAGUAUGAUCUCCAACUGGAAAUUGCUGCUAAACAGUGAUGGAACCAAGGAAAGUGAGACCAUUUUCAGCCGGCUUGCCAAGGAGUGCUGCGAGGAUCUGUUUGUAGAUAAAAGGGGGCUAGAUGAUGGAGACCAAAAAGUUAUCAUCAACAUUGCUGGUCUUCGUUUUGAGACCCAGCUCAAAACAUUGGACCAGUUUCCUGAUACCCUGCUAGGAGAUCCUCUAAAGAGGAUGGACUACUUUGAUCCAAUGAGGAACGAGUACUUCUUUGAUCGUAACCGACCCAGCUUUGACGGGAUCUUGUAUUACUAUCAAUCUGGCGGUAAGGUUAGACGUCCAGCUAACGUUCCCCUGGAUGUGUUUGCAGAUGAAAUACUGUUCUAUCAGCUUGGAAGCGAGGCUAUGGAGCAGUUCAGAGAAGAUGAAGGAUUCAUAAAGGACGUUGAGAUCCCUCUACCUGAUAAUGAUGUGUACAGGCAAUUCUGGCUACUGUUUGAGUACCCAGAGAGCUCAAAUGCAGCCCGAGGUGUAGCACUUGUGUCCGUUUUUGUUAUUGUUAUAUCCAUCAUUAUUUUCUGCAUGGAAACCCUACCAGAAUUUAGAGAUGACAGUGACCCAAUUGUGCCCACAGCAGUAUUGCCUUUCAACCAGUCCAGACUUUACACUUCCGUGGCACCAUCUGGUGCAGAGCCCACAACUUUCUCCGAUCCCUUCUUCAUCAUCGAGUCUGCGUGCAUCGCAUGGUUCUUCUUUGAGCUGUGUGUGAGAUUUUGGGUCUGUCCUAGCAAAAGCGACUUUUUCCACAACCUCAUGAACAUCAUUGACAUUAUAUCCAUCAUCCCUUACUUUGUAACUGUAGUCACAGAAUUGGUCACAACGCCACAGGAGAACUCGGGACAGAACAUGUCUUUGGCUAUUCUGCGAAUCAUUCGCCUGGUGAGGGUGUUUCGUAUCUUCAAACUCUCACGUCACUCCAAGGGGCUGCAGAUCUUGGGACAGACUCUGAAGGCCAGUAUGCGUGAGCUUGGUUUGCUUAUCUUCUUCCUCUUCAUCGGAGUCAUCCUCUUUUCCAGUGCUAUCUACUUUGCUGAAGUAGAUGAGCCAAACACACAGUUUGUUAGCAUACCUGAUGGCUUCUGGUGGGCUGUUGUAACCAUGACCACAGUUGGCUAUGGGGAUAUGUGUCCUAUCACAAUGGGGGGUAAAAUGGUGGGCACCUUGUGUGCCAUUGCAGGCGUGCUUACCAUUGCUUUGCCUGUUCCUGUCAUUGUCUCCAACUUUAACUACUUCUACCACAGAGAGACAGAAGCAGAGGAUAAGCUACCUCUGGCUGAUGCAGUAGAAGAAGCCAUGAAGGCUGAGGCCCGUAGCACACAGGGAAGCAACACCUCGCUUAAUAAAGCUAAUGGCAUCUGACAAAUUGACAAAGGGAAAUAACUGUGGAAGGGGACAAUAUGGCACAAGAGACUUUGAUACAAGGCAGGAAACACAUUCUGUCUAGAAGAGUUUGCGGGAAAUGAAAUGUUUCGAUUUCCCUCAUGAUAAUGGAAUCUAUGACGUGUUUGUACCAAGUGAAACAAAAGUUUUCUAAGAAUAUGCAGAAUGAACUGUAUUAACCUUUCACGUGUCUAUUAUGAAUUUGACACUUGAUAACAGACAAACAGAAUCAUUUAUUUAAUGAAUGUCCAAGACACAUUUCGCUUUGUUUUAGUAUGUAUGUUUGAACGAUGUAUGACGAUGACUAUUUAUCCUAUUCACAACAUUGUGAACACCACUUUCCUUUUUGACGUUUUUGGUAAUAAGCUCUAUUAACACAACUUUCACACUGUUUAUUUCAAGGCCAUGAAGGUUUAGACAAGUCAAAUGUAAUGAACGGUUAAGAAAAAGUUAAAUGUCAACAAUGUUUAGAAGAUUGUUACUGUAAACUGCACUGGGGAUAUGCUACUUUGUAACUCAGCUUGUAGGAAUUACCUUUCAAACAACUUUGUGUGCAUUUACCACCCAAUUCAUUUUCUUACAAACACACAGGAAGGGACAUUUAUUGUAAAGCUAGACUUUUCUGUUAUCUUAAAAACUGGUGCGGUUUCCAGGUAAAACCGUAAUGGAUAGGAAAAAGGUCAAUCUGACACAAAUUAGACAAAGAUUGUACAAAGUAGCAUCAACAAAAACACAAACACAAUAUCCCUGCAAGUGCGAAUGAGUAACUUGUGAGUAGUGUCUAGAACACAGCUUUCCUCUAUUUAAUUAUUUCAAAUUGUAUCAUGAUACUCUUGCAUCUAUUAAUUUCUUUGAUGAGUAGUGUUGGUUAGAACCCUUCACUGUUGUGAGCAGUCUGACUCCACAAAAUUGACAAUAAUGGAGUGCCUUAAAUAAUGUAUUGUUAAGAAACUGAUGCAUUUGCCAUAUUUAAUCUUUCUGUGAUAUCUAUGUUUUGUAUCCAUCUAUGCUCAACUAUUUUGAUUCAGCUUGGUUGAAAAUGCAGAAGUUGCACUCUCUCUGACCUUAACUUGUGCAAAGUUUGCUGGUCCCCCUAUCUUUCUAAAGGUAGAUAUUAUCCUUACAAGUUAUGGAUUUCUUUACAAAUAUCACACUUCUAGAUUAGUAGCUUUUUUAUCUUGUUGUUUGAUUUAGGGAGACUAAACCUUUCAAUGGCACUACAUAAACUUUACCAAACCUACCUUCAAAGAUUAAAAAACAGAUGAAUGAAGCCAAAGAAUGAUUGGUUAAUGAGCAAAUGUAAUAAAGGUAACUGUUGCAGGCCCAGGGGACCCUAUGUUCUGUGAUCCAUCGUACUUACUGAAGGUGUAAUUGUAAAUCAUACUGUAUCAGUGUAAUGUUGUGAUGGUAUGGUUUUAUCAGUAUUUGGAUCCAAGAAUAUGAUGUUUGUAAGAUAGAUUUACAGUAGAACUGUGUCUGAAUUUCUGGUAAACAUAUGGACAAGUAAAGAUGUGCUGCCCAAGUGUUUGAUCAGCCUUAUGGUGAUGAUGACGAUAAGGUAUAAUGUCUUUUUUUUUCAGUCCUUUGUCUCUGAAGUCACUAUUGUAAAGUGACUUUAGAGACAGACUUGCCUGCAUCAUCAUAGCUACAGCAGGUCAGAGUUAAUAACCCCAACAAGACCAUUACACUGUAUUAGUAUGUAUGAAAAUAUUUCAGUAUACAAUUUACUGUAAUGUAUGCAAUAUAUCCUGGGAUUUGAAA